AUGGCUAAUGGAAACGACGAAAAUCUUACGAAAAAAUCACCGCGAGCGAUAAGAAAACAAUUACUUAUGUUGGAGACUCCUCCAGAAGAAACAUUCGACCCGAAUAACAUAAGAAUCAAUGCAGAAUUAGAACUCGGAGCACACAAUCAAGACACAGUUAAUACAAUAUAUCAUCGACCAAAGGAUGAUUCUCUUUGGCAAGAAAUUUCCGAGCAAGGGGAAGAACUAACAAACCAAUUAGGAAAGGAAUUCGACCAAGUUAUUCAGUCAAACCAAGAAGAACUUGAUAAUGUAGCCACACAUUGGAGAUUAAUAACC
Loa loa (African eye worm) is the source of this 318-nucleotide messenger RNA. RefSeq lists its product as hypothetical. NCBI's taxonomy places the organism in Eukaryota, Metazoa, Nematoda, Chromadorea, Rhabditida, Onchocercidae. The record is from RefSeq and is a predicted model, not a curated record. The annotation marks the transcript as partial. The transcript has a single exon.